Molecule: messenger RNA, 3075 nt
Organism: Oncorhynchus mykiss (rainbow trout)
Lineage: Eukaryota; Metazoa; Chordata; Actinopteri; Salmoniformes; Salmonidae
Source: RefSeq, a predicted model, not a curated record
CGUCCAUAAAGUCCUUAGCGAGGGGUCCCUCCCUGCCCUUGCCCUGCUUGGGGAGAGGCCAGGGGAAGUUGGGGAGACCAGCAGCCCUGCUGGGGAGAUAGACACGACCCAGACUGCCAGCACUCCCAGCAUUCCCCGGUCUGGGCAUGGCGGCAGAAGAAGUAGGCAGACCACCGCUCCUACCACCGGCCACAGAGAGGCAGGAGUCACAGCCAGUAACAUCUUUGAUGUUAUUUUUCAUCAGACGCACUCCGACACUGACCGGGAACCACCAGGAGUUCAGCAGUGAGGAUGAUGUUUCACUGAAUGACAUCACGGGCAUUAAGUUAACACCACCAGUGGAGCCCCUAGGGCAGAUCCUGUCCUCAUGGAAGCUGGUCAACAGGAUCUUCAGGGGGAAGGUUCACUACUUUGGGAAGGAGCUCAUCUGCAAGGUGUAUCAGAUGCUUCUGGACACCGGUAUGGGAAGGAGGCCAAUGGCCCGCCAGAGCAGGUCCGAGCCCAUCCUGAAAGACCUGGCUGCCAACCGUAGGCUCUCCGAUGAAUUUUUCACAGACGUGCUGUACAUGUUCAUCCAACGGGCCAUUAAGAAUCUGCUGGAGAACUUCUUGGGCCUGCCGACCACCCCACCGGGUAGAGACAUUAUGUGGAAUGACAACUUCAACUGGAUGUAUAGGGACGGCUGGGGGGAGACCCCCACAUCCAGCGAGAACGAGUUGUGGGACAGCGACUCCACCUGGUCACUUGACCUUGGAGAGAAGGAGGGGGCAGAGUCCAGUGGGAGGUGGGCCGCUCUGUUAGAGAGGGGUAGCUUCCUGACCCUCCAGUCCUCCAGCUCCCUCUCCGAUGACAACAAGGAGGCACUAGGGGCCGUCUGCCAGGUCCUGACCACCAGGGUGGGAGACAUCCUGAACAGUACCUGCAACGACGAUUACAAGGCUAGGCUCAUCAUCCAGAAAGGAUUGGAUUCCGGUGCCAGGGAAAGGUUCCCUGGCUCUCCGUGUUCCUCUUCACCCAAGGACGAAGAGGAGGUGGUUGUAAGUGUCAUGACUGUCUCAUACCCUAAACCCUCCACCUCAACCCAGGCAGCAUGGGCAGCUCCUGCCCAGACUCUGGACGGUUUUCUGCCCAGACCCUGCCUGGAUGAAGAAGAGGUAGUCCCCAGCACCUCCAUGAAGGACGACUCUGUGACGACCACCCAUGCAGCACGGGCAGCUCCUUCCCAGACCCUGGAAGAAGAGGUGGGGUGCGCUGAGGUCUCUGAGAUGAGUGACAGCUCCCUGAUGCCCACCAAGAAGAGGCAGGACCCCCUGGAGAAGAUUCCCUCCCUACUACCAGGCAAGGAGCACAUCCUCCUUCGCAGCACUCCCUGGGCCACCGUCAUGAGCCCCCAGACUCUGAAGUUUAUUCUCCACGGCAUCAUGUGCCGACUGGAGGCCUCAGAGUCCCCCCAGACAAGGAGGGCCAAUGACCCCUUCAGGCUGAUGAAGGAUCUCUUUGUGGAGGUCCAGCAUGCCCUGAAGUAUGCUGACAUCUCUGUCGUCUUUGGCCUGGAGGAGAGCAUCCAAUUCAGUGGGGAGGAUGCGGUGAAGGCCAUUGUGAAGACUGCGGCUAAAAGAUUGUCCCUGCUUUCGGACUCCAACCGGGCUCAACUUCGUGCCGCACGCUCUGGUAGCGAGGGAGCCAUCAGGUACAUGGCGGACAUCAUCACACAAGUCAUAGAUGACUAUUCCGAGGACUGGAGUUCCGACGGCCAUUUUGGAGCCAGGAGGAGCCGUGGUAGUGGGAGGUCACACUCCUCAACCUCCUCAAGGAGUGACGUCACCCUCACCGAGGAGCUCCUGGCUUGGAGGGAAACUCUAGAAGAGGACCUAGAGGAGAUGGCUGAUGACAGCACUGGUUUGGAAAAGACCAGUGUAAGCUCAGCCAUCUCUGAGAAGUCCCAGGUAAUUAGCUACCUUUCUGAAAGCACCAAGCCCAUCAGCAGCGCCCUCUCCACAGACCUCGAGGACAUCACCUCCAAAAAGGUGAGACGGCCAAGAACCAGUAGAUCGGCUGUUUGAUUGUGAGGCAUCGACUCAUGUCUGUUUCUCUCUCUACUAAGAAGAAAGAGAAGGAAGAGGCUAUGAAGAAAGAAGUGAGGAAGUCAGGAAAGAAGAAGCGAGGAAAUAACAAGAACCAGAAGAAGAACAAGGUGUCUCCUCUUGGCAAUGAUAGUAAGUCCUCAUUUCUGUCAGUCAACAUGUGCAUCUGUCUUCAGCACACUAUUGUAAUGUAAAGACGGGAGACUAUGAUGAAGUUAUCAGGGUCUUAUUCAUUAGCCACUAAAUGGAAGACAGCGGACUAAAACAGGGAGGAACUUUCUUGAACUUGCCAAUAACAAAUGCUUGUUUUUGUUUCCGUUUAAAAAUAUUUUGCUACUGUGUACCCUAAUGAACACAACCCUGAUUUCAUGCCUUGUUCUCUGUCACCUGUUCAGGUACUGUGGCUGAAGAUGAGCUUAAGAAAAAACAGGCUCUCCUCCCGCGGAUCACAGCCGCCCUGGCAAAACUAUUUUGCUUCCCCUGCAAAAAAAAACUGCAAAAAGUAACUGUGCAGAAGACGAGUUUGGGAAAACCCUGCUGCCACCUCCCCCAACCCACUUUCUAAAUAAACUCUUGAAGCCAACAGAAGAGGGAGGGAGACCAUCCCCCCUACUCACAACUCAUUUUAUUACACCACAUUUAAUUCAAUAAACACAACUUGCAUCUAUUUUGAUCUUCUUCUUCUUGAGUUUUAUUUUUAAAGACCCACCUGCAUGCUAUAGAUUCUUAAGGUCAAUUUGCUGUCUACUACAGUAUCAUUGUUAUGAGUAUGUUCACUGUGCCAGUCAUUAUAGCCAGUAUAGGCUAUAAUAAUGCCCUAACCUAAUUGCAAUUGACAUAAAAAGAGUUACAUUUGAAUAAUUCCCUCAUUUUAUAUAUUGUUUUUGAGGGCAAAGUGGGUGGGGUUAUAUCCUUCCUGUUUGGCCCUGUCCGGGAGUAUCAUCGGAUGGGGCCACAGUGUGUCCUGACCCCUCCUGUCGCAGCCUCCAGU